Messenger RNA from Anas platyrhynchos (mallard), 2424 nucleotides. RefSeq names its product solute carrier family 15 member 5 (gene SLC15A5). Gene Ontology annotation, biological process: transmembrane transport. The record is from RefSeq and is a predicted model, not a curated record. NCBI's taxonomy places the organism in Eukaryota, Metazoa, Chordata, Aves, Anseriformes, Anatidae. Gene Ontology annotation, molecular function: transmembrane transporter activity. Gene Ontology annotation, cellular component: membrane.
UCAACCAAUUGUUCCUUUUCCUUUGUUUGCUACCCAAAAUUAGAGUAAAUGAAACCACAUGAGAAUUAAGAUACAGUCAUCCUAGCUAGUAACUCUGCUGUCUCUAGGGGUUCCUAUGAUAUGAUUCAGUUUGAAUUGCUAACACCCAUGAGAACAGGUUGGAUUUCUCUGCUUUGUUGGUCCAAAUGAUGAUCACAUCAUCUACAGGUGCCUAGGAAAUUGUAGUGGUGAAGUGUGGAAUUCAAAGCAAGAGCCUUAACAGUUUGCUAAUUGCAGUGGAGGAGAACAGAAGUAUACCUGCAACUUUAGCUGCCCUACUCAGUCCACCCUGAAAAAGUCAAGCAUGCCUGGUGCAGACAGUGGAGAGGUUCAAGAGAAGCAGCUUUGGGAUGCUGCUGCUGACAAGGAACAAAGACUGACACCCAGUAGACGCAACCAUGCUAGAAAUGUGUCUCAGCCUGAGAAGAAACUCCAAGAGGCCAUUUGUGUGCUGCUGGUGGAGCUGUGUGAGAGAUUCACAUUCUUUGGCAUUGUCUGCAACAUGAUCCUCUUUUGCACUGUCAGACUUGGCUAUCGGAACUACCAGGCAGCUAUUGUCAAUAUGUGCUUUGUAGGCACCUCCAUGUUGACGCCAGUGCUGGUUGGCUGGCUUGCUGAAUGCCUUGUGGGAAGGACCAAGCUUGUGUGCAUCUGCAUGUUUCUACACUUCCUAGGCACAGCACUGCUACCUGUUGUGGCUUUCCCAUUUGAAGACAUUUACAUUGACAGACGACACAUUCUUCUUCAUACACUAACAAAAAAAGAGCAGAAAAUAGUAUUCUACUUUGCACUACUCACAGCUAGCCUGGGAAUAGGAGGCAUAAGAGCUAUAGUUUGUCCGUUAAGUGCAUACAACCUUGAGGACUGUGGACCAAAGGAACUUCUUUCUUUUUUCAACUGGUUUUAUUGGUUGAUUAACUUAAAUUCAGCGGUUGUCUUUGUUAGUAUCUCUUAUAUUCAGCAGUCUGUGGCCAGGAACCUUGGUUUCCUUAUCCCUUUUGUGUCCAUACUUAUGGCCAUGAUCACAAUUCACAUGGUGCGUGGUGAAAUGAUUUACAAACCCAAAACAGACAGUUCCCUUCUGACGACUUUUGGGGUAAUUGCUAGUGCACUGAAAACUUGCUGUGUGCGGUAUCGCUACUUUGGUGGAGGUGUAACAAACUGGCUAGAUCACGCCAAGGAAAACUAUGGUGGUCAUUACAGCGAGAUUCAGGUGGAAAGCACAAAGUCACUUGCCAGGCUUUUCCCACUGUUUGCCUUCCAAAUUUUAUACAGAACGUGUAUUAUGCAGAUUCCGUCAGGAUAUUAUCUUCAAACCAUGAAUUCCAACUUGAACUUCAGUGGAUUUGUCUUGCCAAUUGCAGCAAUGAAUGUAAUAAGCAUUGUGCCACUACUGAUUCUUGUUCCUAUUUUGGAAUGCAUUAACUCAUGUCUCUUCAGUUCCAAGGAAAGUGGAUGUUCUCCUACAAUUUAUAUUGUUGUAGGUCAGUUAUCUGCUGCACUUUCUGUGAUGGUUGCUGGUUUCUCUGAAAUACACCGAAAGCAUUUCCCUCAGGUGGAACAGACCCUUUCCGAGGAGAUUCUCCUGGUCUCCUCCAUGCCUUGCUUCCACCUAACUCCUCAGUAUGUCUUACUCGGAGUGGCAGAAGCCUUGGUAACACCUUCCUGUUCAUUGCUAUCAUUCUGGCUUGUGCCAGAAAGAAUUCGAGGUAUUUCCAUGCAUUUUUUAACUCUCUUCAAUGGAGCUGGCUGCUUUUUGGGAGCUUUCUUUGUUCAGACAGCCCACACAGGCACUCAAGGCAACUGGUUUCCCCACUUGCUACAUGAAGGUAAAUUGGAGAGAUUCUUCUUCUUCUUGGCUUCCUUAAUGAUGGUGAACACCCUGGGGUUCUGGACCAUUGCACACAGAUACAACAAUCUGAAUCAGGAAUACACCAGUGAGUUCAGAGGAGCUCUUCCUGCGGAAAGACUUCUGAAGCAUGACAAAGACAUCAAGCACUAUGAUAGUGUCCUGGAUUGCUCUCCCAUUUUGUCUCCUGUGGAGACAACUUGAUCAAGUUUCCCCCUUGUUGGACUUGAUUUUGAUUGUGUUACCUACCAGCUUUCUAAUGAUGAAUUAUCUAGUGUACCUUAGUGGAAUAGCUAAUGUAUUUAUUAAUCAUGUUAGCACUAAUAGUAUUAUUUAUAAAUUUAUAAAUUGCAUUGGAUUUGGCCUUGUAGGAUGCUGCACUGUCGUAAUACAUGUCGAGGACAAUGAGAGCUCACUGCUUGGCAUGGUUGAUGGAGAUAGGCUUUUAAUCUGUACAGGGAAAUAGAUGGGUAUUCACACAUUUGUACUUAGUUAAAAAAUUAAUAAACUCAUGUAUACAUUUGUUUAGCAAAUUA